Molecule: messenger RNA, 5395 nt
Organism: Cherax quadricarinatus
Lineage: Eukaryota; Metazoa; Arthropoda; Malacostraca; Decapoda; Parastacidae
Source: RefSeq, a predicted model, not a curated record
UGGUGGUGGUGGUGAGUGCGGGGUGAGGGAGGUAAGAACCUAGAUGGCGGAGCAACACACUAAGUGUUCCUGGCUGCCUUCUUCUCUUCCUCCACCGCCCCGCCCUUACAAUGGACACCCACCAUGCUACUGCUCACACCACAACACACACACCAAAACCUCUCGUCUUCACCAAGAUGGAGGCGCUAGUGAGGGAGAUGCAGGAUCCAGAGACUGGUGUGCCAAUAAGAAGCCAAAAACUCUUCCUUACCUCUAUACCAUCUGCCUUCAUGGCGUCGCAGUCACUUGUUGCAUCUGUGGCCACUCCGGCGUGUGUGCCUCGGAGCGAGCAGAGCGCCAUAUUCAAGGGAUACGAUCUCAUCGAGUGGCUGCUGGAGCGUUUAGAGAUAGAAGAUUCAGCUGAGGCCAUCCACCUUGCCAACCUGCUGUGUCAGUACGGAUACUUCUUCCCUGUAGGAGAGUCACGAUCACUCAUCGUCAAGGAUGACUCUUCCCUCUACAGGUUCCAGAUAUACCAGGCAGAAAAACAGAUAUACCUUUUCAAAAUAACAGAUAUACCAGGUCGAUUAACAGUUACCAGGUAUCCCAAAGUCAAAAUAUCAGAUAUACAGGUCAAAAAAACAGAUAUCCCAGGUCAGAAUAACGGGUAUCCAGAUCAGAUAAUAGUAUCCCAGGUCAGAAUAACAGAAAUACCAGGUCACAAUAACAGAUAUACCAGGUCAGAAUAUCAGAUAUACCAGGUCAGAAUAACAGAUAUACCAGGUCGGGAGUCUGAAGAGAGACACUCACUGCAGGUCAAGCUGGCUAAGGACAGGAAGAAAGGGGACAAGAUAGUUACGGACUCGCAGGAGAGGGCUUACUGGAGGGUUUACCGCCCUCCACCAGGCUUCACCAACUGUCUUGAGACGGCGCCAGUUCCGGACAAGACCAACAUGGCCAACAGGGUCAGGAAAAAAACAGUCGACGAUCUGAAGAAAGAUAACGACUUCCUGGCAUCAGCGGUGGAUCGCACCAGACAAAAGGUAUCGCAAGCGGCCGAGUCUCUAUUGACCCACUCUGAGACCUACUAUGAGUAUGAUCCAUUCCUCACCUUGCCUCAACCCUCCAACCCCUGGCUCACUGACGACCCUACCUACUGGUCGCUCAAUGAUACGAUAGUUGACGUCCCGACAGAGAAGAGAGUACGUCGCUGGGGCAUAACCAUGGAGGAGCUCAUCAACGAUGUCAUGGGUCAGACGGAGUUUACUGCUUACUUAAGGAAGGAGUUUAGCCAUGAGAACAUUCGCUUCUGGCAAGCGGUAAAUGAACUCAGGUGGGGACCUGCAGCCAGCGUUGCUGAAAAUGUACAGAAUAUUUAUGAGGAAUUUUUGAAGCCUGGGGCGCCUUGUGAGAUCAACAUUGAUGGCAAGACGAUGGAGUUGACUCAGCAGAUGAUGAAGCAGCCUUCACGGUACACCUACGACCUGGCCUCAGAGCAUGUGUACAUCCUGCUGCUCAAGAAGGACUGCUACCCAAGGUUUCUGCGCUCCGAGCAAUAUAAGACACUUCUUGCCAAUGCCAUCCAGCCUUCACAGAAGAAGAGGCCCAACUCCAUGCUGGUCCGCCUCAUGGCCCCUUCCUUGAUGCUAGCCCCGGGGCCCGAAGGUCGCGCCAGUUUGCAGAUGUUCUUCAGUUUUGGUGGUCCUGGCAAGAAGAAGGUAUCUACUGUUGCUUCAGCAGCUGCCAACAAUAUCUCACUGUCGCAGACACCUCAACCCCUCAAGCGUCAUGGCUCUGACGACCAGGCAGUGGCGCUGACGGGGCUGGCACCCCACGGCAGCACCGGCUCUGUGGGUGAGGCGGGUGGCACUGGUAUUCAUCAAGGUGGAUCAUCAGGGUCAUCCAACAAACUGGACUGUGAUCCACCAUACAGGGGUGAUCUUCCCAGUGCGAGAUUUGUAGGACAGAACAAUACUGUGGGGUUGAGCUAUUGUUCAGAGAGGCAGAGCGCAGGAGGGGUGGAGGUGAGCCAGAGUAACACUGUGUGUCCCUGGGACUCCAGUAGCGAAGCCUCAGCUGCCAACAUCUGCCCCUGGGAGACCACCGUACCACCCUCAACACGCACUCAGGUCCCACCUAAACCUCAAGAACAACGACUGGGACACCCAAAGGCUCGACCUGAUCGUUCUAAAUCAGUAGAUGUGAGUUCCCUCAGCAAAAGACAUGGGUCAGUAUCCGUGGCGCCCAGUCUGGUUCCAAUACUUACUGAAGGACAUACCACUGCCUCUAUCUGCCCUUGGGAGGGUCAAGAACUUCCCAAUCGUACUACUGAAAAAUCUAAAUCCAUUGAUGUGGAUGUCUGUCCAUGGGAGACAAAUGAGCAAGCUAAAAAAACUUCAAUUACUUCGGCCCCCGGGAUGAUAGCCAGUGAUGCAGUGAACAUCCACUCUUCAACAACACCUCUACGAGUGCACCAAGAAUAUGGUGAUAUGUCUGUUAAAGUAUUUACAAGCACGGGGGCAGCUUUCAUAUCAAGAGACUGGGGAGGUAAAGAUGGCUCACGGCCACCAUGCGAAAGAAAUAUCUCUAUUCAAGUAUGUCCAUGGGAAGAGGUAGUAGAAGAAGAGCCCCCAGGACCAGAAAAGUACAAUACCAGCACAACCAGUGAAAGCCCAAAGGGCAGACAGCUUAGUGAAGAGAGUGAGAACCCACACGUCAGACAACUGAGUGAAGAAAGUGAAGGCAAACUAGAUCAAGUUACAAAGCCAAAAGAAAAAUAUUUAAGUAUGAACAUAGGAUCCGCGGCACAUAGUGAAAGUUACAAACCAGAGAGUGUAUCCAUGCCGGGAGGGCUUGAGCCCCGCCCAGGCAUCACCAGCGAAGGAACCUCGUCACCAUCUUCAACUUGUUCCUCAUCCAGUUACAGUGACUCGCGCCGCAUCAAAAUUGACUACACCGUAAGGUCAGGUCACCUACCAGGUCAGUACGGUCUGCCACUCAUCAGUUCGGCAACUAGUGUGACCUCCUUGAGCCAGGAGGCUCAGCAUGGGCAUGUAAGCACCACCCUAGGCAGCGGGAACACCAGCACCACCAGUAGCAGCAGCAGUACUGGAGGUCAGCACACAGCUGUGAGGGCUGAGUCCCCACGAGCUGCUACUGAUAGACUUUCGUGUCCUGCUGAAGUAGGGAGUAAGCCUGCCUCUCCCAAAGUGGCAAGCAACGUAGUGGCGCCUUGGGAGGACAACCCCCCACAGAAGAUGACAGACAUCUGUCCUUGGGAGGAUGAGGAAAGCUGUAAAGUGGAUACACCUUUUGUGAAGACCUACGCAACACUUGGUUACUUGUAGCAGCGGUAACAAGAACUAGAUGUUAAGUGUUUGUGGCUGGCACUGUGUAGGUGUGCUGAACUAGGCCUGGGCACGGUGAGGGAGGUACAAGACUAGCGGGGACCCCAGGGGUAUCUAGAAACAAUGCCCUUCCGAGUGAGGAGAAGAAUGAUAUGGGUCGACAGGUCUGGAUCCAGUGACUGAUAUGGAUGAGCAGAGGAGACAGGCAGGCACAGAGGGACAGCAUCUGGUUCAUCACACGUCCCCCUGAAGCCGAGUGUCCACAACUGAGCCCUUGCAAGACACCGCCAGGGGUGCGUGUGUCACUCUAGAUGGCAGAAAGAGUGUAAUGAAAGCUAAAGCCUGGAGGGCAGUGCAGCCCUAAAAACAUGCUAGCGCCAGGGAGGAAGACAGUGAUGCUGCCAAGUUCCUCGCGUGGGGCCUGCUAAUCGAGGCGGCUCCCACAAACCUAAAGACGCUCAUUGAUAAUCUCAAGCAAGAUAAGACUUUUUAAAAAAGUCCAAACUAUAGUUAAUUCAGAGAAUCGUUACUAUGACAGAGGCGUAAACAGGAAGAAGUGGAAGCCGGCUCGGUAAUUUGAGAGGAUGGGUCAGACCCCCGUGAAUGUUAUCAACUGAACUGGCGAGCCUUGCAUCCUCCACUCUGGCAUGGAUCAUGGGUUUAGAUGGUCACGGACUGGCUUGUCGAUGUGCUCAGGUGAGAUUUUACUGUCGAAAGUCUAGUGGGAAAACCGAAAGAAAAGACUGAAAACAGAUUGAGAUGGAAGAGCUGGGGAGGGGCAUAACAUUGUCUGAGUAUUCAGGGUCCUUGGAGAAUGUAGGGAGAGUCAAGUGCAGGGCCGUUGCCACUCGUCCUAACACACACCCACCACGCCAUGUACACACUGCCUCGAAGCAAAGUAAUUUCAUAAAUUUUACAUAAAGUUAAGUGAAACAAAGAUGCCAAGAUUUCAUGUGUCAUGAAUGGUGUAUUGUGUAAUGCACAAACUCCAAGAAACUGUCGCAGGCUGUGACUGGUUCAGUUGUAACUGUCGCAGGCUGUAGCUAGUGCAGUUGAAACUGUCGCAGGCUGUGACUGGUGUAGUUGUAACUGUCGCAGAUUGUGAUUGAUUCACUUGUAGCUGUCGCAAACUGUGACUGGUUCAGUUGUAGCUGUCGCAGAUUGUUAUUGGUGCAGUUGUAACUGUCGCAGGCUGUAGCUGUCGCAGAUUGUGAUUGGUGCAGUUGUAACUGUCGCAGGCUGUAGCUGGUGCAGUUGUAGUUUUCGUAGGUCGUAACUGGUUCCGGCAUGAAUGGUUCGAGCUAUAAAUGGCUAAGUCUGACUGGUUCAGGCUGCGAAUGGUUCGUGCCAUGACUAGUUCGGGCUGUGACUAGUUCAGGCUGUUACAGGUUCAGGCUGUUACUGGUUCAGAUUGUUUCUGGUUCAGUCUGGGACUAGUUCAGGCUGUGACUGGUUCAUUAAAUCAAGUAAUGACUGGAAUAUACUGAUUUGUGUAUUUGUAUAUCAAACACAAACCCUUCAUCAGCAAAUCAGUAUGACGUUUUAGGAAAGUUAACUUGGAUUAGUAUAGCAUUCUUCAGUAUUAGAUGGACGUGGCACAACAGUACAUCUAGAGGAAAUCAACAAUUUAUUGUAAGUUAGAUCACCUUUUUAGACAGAUUAAACAACUUUAGAAAAAACAUAGACUGUUCUUGUUCAUUCCAGUUAUUUUUCAAACUAGGGAUGUGAGUGAAUCGUAGGUGGGUGAUCGCUAGGUGUGAGAGUGUAUAUAAUUGUUUCAUGUUGUCUUGAGUGGUAUCAUGAUUUGUGUACAGCGCUUCUUAGGUACGGGGAACGUUGGCACGGCCAGCUCUGUCUUCACCUCAUUCAUCUUCCAGUUUUACAUUACAAAUCUUUUGAAAACUAAAUUGACAAAACUUUACAAGGUUUACGAAUAUUGCAGAGGAUUGCCAUUAUCUCAACCAACGUAAGCUAAGAUAUACUUAGCUAAAGAAAAAGCUGUGGCAGUAGGUAACCACAGGUACAAGGUUGCCUGAAAUCAAUAAUAAAGAAUUACCAGAAAUAUAUAU